Paraphaeosphaeria sporulosa is the source of this 1077-nucleotide messenger RNA. RefSeq names its product sorbitol dehydrogenase 2. Gene Ontology annotation, molecular function: zinc ion binding; L-iditol 2-dehydrogenase (NAD+) activity. Lineage: Eukaryota; Fungi; Ascomycota; Dothideomycetes; Pleosporales; Didymosphaeriaceae. The transcript has 3 exons. The record is from RefSeq and is a predicted model, not a curated record. Gene Ontology annotation, biological process: D-sorbitol catabolic process. The coding region runs from base 1 to 1077 and encodes 358 amino acids.
AUGACGACACAGACAAAGACACAGAAGAACCCCUCGUUCAUAUUAAAGGCGAAAAACGAGAUCGUCUACGAGGACCGUCCUAUCCCUGAACUUCCCUCGCCGUACGAUGUCAUCGUCAAACCAAAAUGGACGGGCAUCUGUGGCUCAGACGUCCACUACUGGGUGGAAGGACGCAUCGGCCACUUCAUUGUCGAAAAGCCCAUGGUUCUAGGACAUGAAUCAGCAGGUAUCGUGCACUCGGUUGGCGACAAGGUCACUACACUUAAGGUCGGCGAUCGCGUCGCAAUGGAGCCGGGCGUGCCAUGCCGUCGCUGUAUCCGCUGCAAGGAGGGCAAGUACAAUCUUUGCCCUGAUAUGCAGUUCGCAGCUACCCCUCCUUUCGACGGUACCCUCGCGAGGUACUACGCCCUACCCGAGGACUACUGCUACAAGCUGCCCGAAAGCAUGAGCCUGGAAGAGGGCGCGCUCAUCGAACCUACUGCUGUUGCGGUCCACAUCACACGGCAAGCGGGCAUCAAGCCCGGCGACUCGGUGGUCGUGUUUGGUGCUGGCCCGGUAGGCCUUCUCUGCUGCGCUGUCGCAAAGGCGUACGGCGCAACAAAGAUUGUCACUGUGGAUAUCAACGACGAGAGACUACAAUUUGCCCUCAAAUUCGCAGCGACAACCAGCUUCAAGAGCGCGAGAGUCAGCGCAGAGGAGAACGCAAAGAACAUGAUCAAGGAGUGCGAACUAGGUCCUGGCGCGGACAUCAUCAUCGACGCCAGCGGCGCUGAGCCGUGCAUACAAACAGCCAUCCAUGCCCUGCGCAUGGGCGGCACAUACGUCCAGGGCGGCAUGGGCAAGCCCGACAUCAACUUCCCCAUCAUGGCCAUGUGCACCAAGGAGCUCAACGUCAAGGGCUCGUUCCGCUACGGUUCCGGCGACUACCAGACUGCGGUCGACCUUGUGGCCACGAAGCGCAUUUCCAUCAAGGAGCUUAUCACAAACAAGGUCAAAUUUGACGAUGCGGAGGAGGCGUUUAGGGACGUGAAGGCGGGCAAAGGGAUCAAAAUUCUCAUUGAGGGCCCUGAGGAGUAG